Molecule: messenger RNA, 738 nt
Organism: Sabethes cyaneus
Lineage: Eukaryota; Metazoa; Arthropoda; Insecta; Diptera; Culicidae
Gene: Ripalpha
Product: RIP-like protein
Exons: 2
Coding region: 77-688 (203 amino acids)
Biological process (GO): protein import into nucleus
Cellular component (GO): nucleus
Source: RefSeq, a predicted model, not a curated record
UAUUUUGUGUGAAAAGCUUACAUAAUUGCAGUUUUUGCAAUUUUUAUUACUCCAAAGAGUUGUUGUGAAUUGUAUAAUGGAACUGUUAAGAUCACCGCCAGUAUAUCACACAAGCCCAGCUCAGAAAUCACGUUCAAAAAAAGCUGCCCAUCGAUUCAAAUAUGGUUCCCCAAAGCUAGUGGAUAUUAUGAGAGAGAAAUGUCGCCUGCGAAUUAAGGAAGCCCGUAAUGAACACUUGCUGAGAAAGCGCAAUAUCGUACAAGAAGAGAAGGCACUGUUGGAAUGGAUUGUGCGGGAGGAACUUUCCGAAAUCGAAAAAGAUAUAGAGCUGCAAGAAUUGAUCUACCAGGAGCUGAUAGCGGAGACGAACGAAUGGUUGCUGGAAGAGUAUGAACGUUCCGAGAGCUACCUGAUUGAUGAAUACGAUCAAGAAAUUGUGUUCUGUCCCGUUUGUCAGAAGAACCAACUUACCCAGAUUGAUGGACACAGAAUUCAGUGUUCCUGUGGUACGGUGAUAAAGUAUGAAAGCAGCUUGAGCAAUUUUUGCAGCUUACUCUGGAAUACGGUGAACGAACAUGGCAUGCGCUGUGAAGAAGUUCUUCAUUUCUUUAUUGAACCACAGACCGACUUCGGACAGCUGAAUGCUUUCUGUCCCGGCUGUGAUUUUUAUAAAAAUUUGACCCAGUGAUCAAUGCAUUCCGUUAUUUUAUUGUUUAGCAUUUCGUUUUAAGUUGAACU